Messenger RNA from Penicillium olsonii, 978 nucleotides. NCBI's taxonomy places the organism in Eukaryota, Fungi, Ascomycota, Eurotiomycetes, Eurotiales, Aspergillaceae. The record is from the annotation of a GenBank genome assembly.
AUGGACAACCAAUCUAGUGAUAUUCGCGCGCAGUUUCCGUCGCACUAUGAGCCCCGAGUAUGGCUGAUAACCGCGGGGGACUCGCCGAUCGGUCUCUCAGUCGCGCGGCAGGUCCUCGCGCAUGGAGACUUCGCAUUUCUCGGACUGGCACACACGGCCUUGGAACGCGAUGAGCGUCGUCGCGAUGAAUUCGAUGCUUUCCUCGCCGAAGUUGCGCAACAUCACGCUGAUGGGUGGGCGCAGCGCAUGAAGACGGUCCCGCUCGAUAUCCGGAUGAUGGGUGAAUGCCAAGCGGUCGUGGCAGACGCAGUCGCAACAUUUGGAAAGGUGGAUAUACUUCUUUGCUGUACAAGUCAAAGCACAGUUGAAGAGCUUGCCGCAUCAACGCAAACUCAGAACCUUGUGCGCGACCAAUUUGAAGUCAACUAUUUCGGUCCAUUGAAUAUCAUCAAGGCCGCGCUUCCGCACAUGCGCCGGGAACGAUCGGGCCAUGUGAUGAUCAUAUCAGGAAUCAUCACCAGCGUCCCUCCAAUCUUCCCCGCAUACUCGCCCGCCAACAAUCAAGCACCCCUCUUCCGUGGGAUCCUCAACCAUUUGGUUCCACAGCUCCCCGAUGCUGUUGCGGCUUCGGGGAGCCCAGCUACACCCAGUCGAGCCCAAGAUGAGAGCAGCCGAGUUAGCUCCAUUGAGAAUGGUCCAUUCUCUGCGCCCGAGGUUGUUUCCAUGCAUCCGCCCUUGAGCUCUGCGCACCUUGAGGUGUUGGUUGAGGAAACAGUAUAUGCUAUCACGUCAAUUGGUGGGCAUGAAAAUCCUCCUUCUCGUCACAUCGUCGGGCAAGAAGGCGUGGCUAGCGUUAAGGAAAAGCUCAAGACCGUGAGCGAGGAGCUUGAAGAUUUUAUUCAAGCUAGCUUUGCUGUUGAUGUAGCAGCAGACUCGGAUCCCAUGCCUCCCAUGUCUGAAAUGCAUGGAGGAUUUUAG